Molecule: messenger RNA, 2034 nt
Organism: Striga asiatica
Lineage: Eukaryota; Viridiplantae; Streptophyta; Magnoliopsida; Lamiales; Orobanchaceae
Source: the annotation of a GenBank genome assembly
AUGAGGUCACGAGGCUUCUUUCCUGACUCUUACUGGUACUGGCUGGGACUUGGGGCAAGUGUCGGAUUCGUGUUCCUGUUCAACAUCUUCUACAUUAUUUGUCUAACAGUCCUUGGCCCUUUCGAGAAGCCUCAGGCAGUACUACCGGAAGCUUCCGAAGACGACGACGACAGCCGAAAUAGAUUAGCCUCCACAGGCUCCAUUGAAGACAACGAGAACAAGAAAAAAGGAAUGGUACUUCCUUUCGAGCCACAUUCCAUCACGUUCGACAACAUCAGAUACUCGGUCGACAUGCCAGCGGAAAUGAAAGCUCAGGGAGUGAGUGAAGACAAAUUGGAACUGUUGAAGGGAGUUAGCGGCGCAUUCAGGCCCGGAGUUCUCACGGCUUUGAUGGGAGUGAGUGGGGCCGGAAAAACGACUCUGAUGGACGUUUUGGCGGGAAGAAAAACGGGAGGUUACAUCGAGGGUGACAUCACCAUCUCCGGCUACCCGAAAAACCAAUCCACCUUUGCUAGGAUUUCCGGUUAUUGUGAGCAAACCGACAUUCACUCCCCUAAUGUCACCGUUUAUGAAUCCCUCGUCUACUCCGCUUGGCUCAGGCUCCCUCGUGAUAUCGACUCCGAAACUAGAAAGAUGUUUGUUGAGGAAGUAAUGGAGCUGGUGGAGCUGAGCCCGUUGAGGGGAGCACUAGUGGGGCUUCCGGGUGUGAAUGGGCUCUCGACUGAGCAGAGAAAGAGGCUCACGAUAGCAGUCGAGCUCGUGGCAAACCCUUCAAUCAUAUUCAUGGAUGAGCCGACCUCAGGGCUUGAUGCCAGGGCAGCUGCCAUUGUCAUGAGGACUGUUCGCAACACGGUCAACACGGGGAGGACUGUCGUGUGCACUAUCCAUCAGCCGAGUAUUGACAUUUUCGAAGCGUUUGAUGAGUUGUUUCUGAUGAAACGGGGAGGACAGGAGAUAUACGUGGGCCCACUUGGCCGCCACUCGACACACUUGAUCAACUAUUUUGAGGGAAUUGAAGGGGUGGCGAAGAUUAAGGAUGGUUAUAAUCCGGCUACAUGGAUGCUGGAAGUUACUACAUCAGCACAGGAGCUGUCUAUGGGGUUGGACUUUACCGAACACUACAAGAAAUCAGACUUGUACAUGAGAAACAAAGCUUUGAUCAAGGAAUUAAGCGUCCCACGGCCUGGGACAAAAGAUCUUUAUUUUCCGACUAAGUAUUCACAAUCUUUCCUCAUCCAAUGCAUUGCUUGCUUGUGGAAACAACAUUGGUCAUACUGGCGUAAUCCGCCUUACACUGCCGUCAGAUUCUUGUUCACUACAUUCAUCGCUCUUAUCUUCGGUACAAUGUUUUGGGAUCUUGGCCAGAGAUGGAACACCCAGCAAGAUUUAUUCAAUGCCAUGGGUUCAAUGUAUGCUGCAGUCAACUUCUUGGGUUUUCAAUACGGUUCCACAGUACAGCCAGUUGUGGCCAUCGAGAGGACUGUCUUUUACAGGGAAAAAGCUGCCGGAAUGUAUUCUGCUCUACCAUAUGCAUUCUCACAGUUUCUGAUUGAGAUCCCGUACGUUUUUGUCCAAUCCGUUGUGUACGCUCUCAUUGUGUACUCCAUGAUGGGUUUCGACUGGACGGCCGAGAAAUUCUUCUGGUUCAUAUAUUUCUUGUUCUUCUCGUUAUUGUACUUUGUCUUGUACGGCAUGAUGACUGUUGCCGUAACUCCUAACCACAAUGUUGCCACCAUCAUCUCGUCCUUCUUCUAUGCCUUUUGGAAUUUGUUCUGUGGAUUCAUCGUCCCACGACCUAGAAUCCCUGUGUGGUGGAGGUGGUAUUAUUGGGCGACACCAAUGGCUUAUACACUGUACGGUUUUAUCAUCACACAAUAUGGUGAGGUUAGAGAUGUGAUGGAAGAUUCGGGUCAAUCGGUUGAGGAGUUCUUGAGGAACUACUUUGGGUUCAGACGAGACAUGCUUGGGAUGGUUGCUGGUGUGCUUCUCGGGUUUGUGGUGCUUUUCACCUUCAUCUUUGCCUACUACUUUAAA